Molecule: messenger RNA, 1533 nt
Organism: Chaetomium strumarium
Lineage: Eukaryota; Fungi; Ascomycota; Sordariomycetes; Sordariales; Chaetomiaceae
Product: carbohydrate-binding module family 1 protein
Exons: 1
Coding region: 352-1302 (316 amino acids)
Biological process (GO): carbohydrate metabolic process
Cellular component (GO): extracellular region
Molecular function (GO): cellulose binding
Source: RefSeq, a predicted model, not a curated record
GGUGCGGUGGACCUAGACCAAACCCGGUUUGGAUGGGGAUGCAGGCCCGUCGCCCCGGUUCGAAGUACCGGCUUUUCCUAUCAAGGCCCGGAGCGGCCUUUGCAGCACCCGCGAGCCAAAACCACCAGUUGCCCGAUUGAGUACCACGGAGCCUCGCGGCCAAGAGAUGGGAGAUCCCAUCCGAUCGAUGCAACCUUGGCUGUUGAAGCGGACCGUACCCUCCCCUCAUAAUAAAUAGCCAAGUAGUAGUUUGUGUUUACUUACUCUUUAUUCAACUCUACCCUCUACACUUCUCAUCUCUCUAGCCUCUGUGUCGUGCUGGGCCAGGCCUGCAGCAAACCAUCCGCAGCCAUGUUUCGCCAAGCCGCUCUCGUCGCCCUCGCCCUCCCCGUCUCCUUCGCCCAGAUCUCCAACGAUUUCGAAAGUGGAUGGGACCAGACAGCAUGGCCCAUCUAUGCGCCGGACUGCAACCAGGGCGGCAAGGUGAGCCUCGACAGCUCGACCGCACACAGCGGCAAGAACUCCAUCCGAGUCGACGGCGCCGGUGGUUACUGCGGGCACGUUUUCUUCGGCACGAAUCAAGUUCCCAGCGGUGAUCUUUACGUCCGAGCCUACGUGAAAGCGUCCAAGGCCUUCACCGACUCGCACGUAACGUUCAUCACGAUGCCGGAUCCCGCCCAGGGCAGCAACAAGCACCUCCGCAUCGGCGGCCAGAGCAAGAUCCUGAUGUACAACCGCGAGUCGGACGAUGCCACCCUGCCGGAUCUCUCGCCGCAGGGCAUCGCCGCGUCGACCGCCCUCCCCAUCGGCAGCUGGCAGUGCUUCGAGUACCACGUCGGCACCGACGGUAGCAUCGAGACGUGGCUGAACGGCGAGGCCAUCUCCGGCCUGACGGUCAAGCCGGGCGUCACGAAUGCCAAUGCCGGCCAGUGGCAGCGCAGCUCGAUCAAGCCCAAGCCAUCGGCUGUUUACUUCGGCUGGGAGUCGUACGGCGGCGACACCAACACGUUCUGGUACGACGAUAUCGUGGUCAGCUCGGCGCGCGUUGGGUGCUCCGGCACGGGUAGCGGUAGCCCCGGUGGGGGUAGUACCAGCUCAGCGGCCGGUCCUGGCCCGUCGACGACUCUCGUCACUUCGACCACCACCUCCACCAGCCCUGCGCCAGCUACCUCGACCACGGCUAGCGGCUGCGCUGCAUCUCAGUGGGCGCAGUGUGGCGGGAAUAACUUCUCGGGCUGCACGUCCUGCGCUGCCCCGUACACUUGCAAGUACAUCAAUGACUGGUAUUCCCAGUGCGUGUGACGUGGUGGCCACGGGGGAGGAUGCUAUCUGUACAUAGGUGUUCUGCUUCUUGUCAAUACUUGUGCUUGGUCCUGUGGAUACUAGUACCAUUGGCCACUGAGUGCAGUAUCUCCCGUAUACAUUUAAAUGUAUGACCGGUUUUGGACAUUUCUUUGCCGGAAGUGUCAUUUGACUUCGUAAGCAUCCUUUACCUAACACUGACCGGGCAAAUGCUUCCCUCGGCAUGUCGAC